Messenger RNA from Acaulospora colombiana, 771 nucleotides. NCBI's taxonomy places the organism in Eukaryota, Fungi, Glomeromycota, Glomeromycetes, Diversisporales, Acaulosporaceae. The record is from the annotation of a GenBank genome assembly.
AUGAUAAAGAAUUUCAUCUCGAAUUUUAACCUCCCCACCGGCUCUACAACAAAUCUCGCCGCAAGUCUUAAUAACAGCGACGAGCGCGUGAGUGACAUCACCGCAAACGACGAUAAGAGUAUCGAUAGCGGUCAUGAUUAUAACAAUAGUGUCCACAUUGAGAACUUUGCUGCAAGGAAUAAAAUUGUUCUCAAUGUCGGUGGUAUAAAGUACGAAACGUAUAGGUCAACAUUGACCUCGUAUCCAACCACGCUGCUCGGAUCAAUAUUCCGUUGUGAUGAUAAUCAGAACCCUUUUUUUGAUCCAGCUCACGAGAAUGAAUUCUUCAUAGACCGUGAUGCUACUACGCUAUCGCCAAACCAACUUUCACUUCGCCACAAAAUGAUCGCGUCGGAGAUCGAUUCGUUCAUAAAGACACUCACCGAUGCCCUACUCACGAUCUCCUCACAAUUUAAAAAAGAUUUCUUCUUCAGACGACAAUUCUUAAUUAGAUUAGACAUCACGUUUCAUCACAAUGAACGAGUAACAGAUUUUAAUAUAAUGCCAAGUAUUAAUAGCGCCUUGAAACAGCAGCUAAUGAAAAAUUUUGAGAGUUCCGCUGCGUUGGGUUACGCAAUCUUGGAUAGAUUUGGUGACGAGAUAGGCAGGAUUAGAGUCGGCGUGGAGAACAGCUUUGAAAAUGAGGAAGACAUAAUAGGCAAUUGCUGUUUGGCUGCCGUUGGCUCUGAAUCCGAACUCCUUAGUCCUGCCGACUCGAUAUUGAAGGAUUAA